Spea bombifrons (plains spadefoot toad) is the source of this 5245-nucleotide messenger RNA. RefSeq lists its product as uncharacterized. The record is from RefSeq and is a predicted model, not a curated record. The coding region runs from base 139 to 4512 and encodes 1457 amino acids. Gene Ontology annotation, cellular component: heterochromatin; nucleus. Gene Ontology annotation, biological process: cellular response to ionizing radiation; double-strand break repair. Lineage: Eukaryota; Metazoa; Chordata; Amphibia; Anura; Pelobatidae. The transcript is spliced from 10 exons.
GUGCUGGGUCUGCGUAAGCGGAGAGGAAUGUCUCUUGAGCUCUCGUUUACUUGUACAAACUUUUGCAGACCAACAACCAAGAGCUGCUCAUCACCAAUGCAGGUACCAGCAUAAAAUCCAUCCAUUUUCAACAGGAUCAUGGCGUCGCCACAAGGUGAAGUGCUCGGGCAGCCUAGUGAUCUGGGUCAGGACAAAGCAGGAGCUCCAUAUUCAAAACCACCACUGAAGCCUAAACCCGUUCUUCCACCACAUCUCAGGAGCUCACAUGCCCAUGGGAAUCAGAAUCCUUGUACAAAAAACAUCUCAACAUCAGACUCUUGUCCCACCUCUCCUCCACCUGACCUCCCUUCAGCUGUAAAGCUUACCCAGCUCACUGGACCCCUGCCCUAUGGAAGUAGGCGCCCCUCCUUUAAAAGAUGGGCUUCUGGUGGGGAAAAGAUGUCAAAUCCGGAUGGUAGUCCCUUGUCACCGGUAGAAAGUCCUGUUCUCGAUGUAUCAUCCAAAGCUGCUGUACACCCUGUAUCCGCUCUUCCAAAGCCUUUUAAACCUGGCACAUCAUGGAAGGGACAUAGUCCGUUCUUACUUACAUCACGAGGAUGGGGGGAGCAAAGAUGGCAGCAUGGAAGAGAUUUCCCUGAAAGUGAUUUUGCAUCCAAGAGGCACAGUUCCACCUUAGAGAGUAAAGAAGAAACACAUGAGAACAAAAUGAAAGAUCAAGCACAAGAAAAGGCAGUAUCUGUGACAUGUGACAGCAAUAAAGAAAACCUAUACAAUAAUUCAGCUGCAAAUAAAAGGGAUGUUAAACCAAGUACAGCAGAGCUCAAUACAAGUUUAGAGGAAGUUCCUGAAAAUGUUGACAAAGUAGCUGUGUCCUGUUCUGAAUCACCUUCGACAAGCAGAAUCCCAAAACCUGUUAAAGAUACUGAUGAAACUCAAGAAACCAAUAAAGUUUCUUUGCCAGAAGCAAGGCUUUCAACAGGAGAGGUUUCUGGCAAUCUUGGGUGUACAAUGACCACUGCGGAGAAUACAGGACCUGAACCAGGUAGAGUCAGUGGACUCUCUUUAGUGUCUGAUAGUUCAAAAGGUACCAAAGUCCAUCUUACAGACACGCAGACUGAGUCCCCAAAAUCAGACAAUCUUCUUGUCAGUGCCUUAUGUCCUAGCAUCGGUACAAUAAGUAACCAGGGGAGCUUAGCUAAGCCUUCUGAGAAACCUUCUGAGGUUUCUAAAACAGUCAGUCUGGAGUGCCAGGAAUAUGGUGAUAAGCAAGCUUCGGAAUUGCAUCAAAGACUUGGACACAGUUUAACUGAUAAAGUUCUACAGUCACCAAAGGUCUCCACAAAAGUAUCUGAGCCAACACUUGCUCGAACAGCAGGCGUGGACCAACAGGAGCAGCCAGACAGACACGGGCUAUUUGAGCUAAACCAAGAGGAAAAAUAUUCACUUCCAGUGCAAAGCCCAAAGGGUGGUAAUGUGCCUUUAGCGAGUCAUCUGCAUUAUGGCAGCAGUGAUAGUCCUGAGCAGUACUUACAGGACAGGGAUGUGGCUAGUGAGCAGUACAUUCACAAUAAACCUGUGGAGUGGCACAGCCACAACAAGGACAAUGCAGAUAUGGAACAGAUACAACACAACAGACCCAUAAAGGAAACUGAAGGGGUGCAGUAUUUACCUCCACCUACCAAAGAUCACAUGAUCACUCAUGAUAUUCAUACUAUCCAGUUUGAUAAUCCAGACCUGAGUAAUGUUACAAGUGAUUUAAAAGUAGAAGAGCAUGGAGUAUUAGACAAUACAAAUGUGUCAGUUUUUAAAGACUGUCAACAAAACAAAGAGCACAUUAUAACUGAAACCUCACUGUUGGAGGAGGAGCCUGGCACUGGAUACACCAAAUGUGAUCUGGAGACAACCACUGUUACUAAUAUUUCCCAAAGGGACAUUAGUCCAGUGACCGAGAAACACACUGAUAGCAAGACAGAUGAGGACCUAGAAGAAAAGCCUGAAGACAACAACUUUGACACCAAAAGUAAAGACAAUGUGGAAGAAAUGCAUACUCUGCUUCGACUUCCAGAACAAUACAGCGAAUAUUAUGAAAAUGUGACUCCAACAUCUUUUGCCUCAUAUGAGACAACAUGUUCUAGAAAUAAUGUGGACCAGAUGAUCAAUGAAAAGGCGGGGAAACAGGUGGAACAUGAAGGUGACUUAGAUAAACUUACUUGUGAAGGAGAUAUGAGAUUGUGCGAAGAUAAGGAAAGAUUGGAUCUAAAUUGGGCAGACAACAAGGUUACUGAUCAUACAUUGAAGCCACAUCAAACACAACCUUCUGCAUAUGGAAUACAACCCCCCAAAGAGCAGCAUGAGAACUGUGCAGAUGUACAGCAGGGGAUACAUAUGGAGGAACAGACUGAAUGUGUUAUGCCAUGCAUUUGGGACAACACAGAGAAAGAAUAUUCUGUUAAUGAUAAAACCGUGGAUGUUAGUAAAACAUACCUCACUUAUAUUCCUGAGAAAGUGAAUGAAGGUUUCACAGAAAUGCAACUUGACCAAACAGAAAAAAACAAUGUGAGUGAAGCUUUUAGACAGCCAGCUGAAAAUGAGUAUGGUAAGCAGAAUGAAGAAUGCAUGGCCUCUACAACAGCAGAGGAGACGGCAGAAAUUGUAGAACCUGAAUCACAAUUAAGAUCAAAAAGCAAAGACGAAAAUGUUAUGCUUCCCUCUUUCCAUACAAUGGAUUAUCAUACCGACCACAUUGGUCAGAUAGAGGAGAGUUCAAACAAUGAAUUUGUCGAUACAAAGACACCAGAUUAUGUCAAUGCCAAACCAGAGGGUCCACAGCAAAUACAUAUGGAGAUAAAAACGCCAGUGCAGCACCAGCACAGAGAGGCAAAAGCUGAGGAGGUGCCGUAUAAGCCUUCUCGCCCAGAGGAGUUACUGCACCAGUUUAUUGAAUCAGAAGAGCUACAUUAUAAGGAGUCCAGGCACCAGUCUGCUUCACCACAAAAGAUGCAUCAUGUAGGCCCUGAAUCAGAGAGCCCAGAAAAUAUAUACAGUGAUGUAAAGCAGUCACCACCUUCUGAUGAAUCAGAGGAAACAAAAAACAAAUAUGACAAAAUGAUGGAGCCCACACAUUUCGAUAAAGAGAAGAAAAUAUGUCAUGUAUCGGAACCUUCACAUUAUGAACAUAGUGAGGAAACUGAUACUGUAGAUGCUGAAUCUGAAGAAAAACAACAUAAAUUUAUAGAAUCUGAGAAGCUGCAUGAAAGCCAUAUUGAGAAAUGGGAGCUCAACAAUACAGAAACCCAAUUAAGCCCAUCUGAAGAAAAAGAAACAGAGUUAUACAAGUUACAGUCAAAGGAUAAUGAAUUUGAGGAACCAAAUGCAUACACUGAAUCAGGUGAACGACAGAAUAGAUAUUCCCAAUCACAGGAAGUGCCGCCGUAUAAUAACCAGUCAGAAAACUUACACCAUAAUGGUCUCAUAUUAUAUAACUUAAAGCAUGGUGACGCGCAAUCACAGGAACUACAUCAAGAUGAUAUCCUAUCCCCAAAAAAUCAAUAUAGUGAUAUCCAAACACACAAAGUCGAAUGCAGAGAUUACCAACCGCAAGAAGGUGAACGUAAAGAUUACAAAUCAGAGGAAGUGGGGCACAAAGAUAUCUUGCAAUCUCAGGAAGUGGAGCAUAAAGGUGCCCUCCAGUCACAGGAAGUGGAGCACCGAGAUGACCUGCAGGUAAAAGAAGUGGAGCAAAGAGAUGCCCCAGAAUCCCAGGAAAUGGAACGUACAGAUGUCAUACAAUCACAGCAUGUAGAUCAUAACCAAGUGGAAAAACUAUCAGACCCUGAAAAUGAGUUACAACACAAAGAUAGUUCCAUAGAUGAACCAGACCAAACAGAGUCAGGGGAACCACAACUUCGCAUUAUUAAAUCACAAGAAACAUCGCACAAAGAGACUGAAUCAGACGACACACAAUAUGUGACACAGUCCUCAGACCCAGAAAAGAGAAAUUCCCAAUUAAAGGAAUCUCCACCAGAUGAUUUUGAAUUUUUAGAGGGGACUGAGAUCUUGGACACCUCCUCCGUACGAUGUAGAGCUUCUUUGGGGAGAAAGAGAUGCCAUCGAACUCCACCUCAUUUAACGUCGAACAAUGAAGCAGAGGACCCAGAGUACUGGAUGUUCAGGGAUUCCACAGAAGACCGACCUGAGAAGGAAUCAGACAGUGAGGAGACAAAAGCCAUAUCUCCAGAGUGUUCACCUUCAACAAAUGAGCCUGCCACUUCACCUGGAAAAUCUCAUGCUAAGAAGUCUGGAAUAUUUGCAGGAAUAAUGAAUCCUAAUAUUCUGAAGGGUCGCCUAAAGUCUCGCAGUAAAACCACAGAAGAGGAACCUACCAAAAAAGAGUCAGAGGAAUCAAGUUUGACACCCAAAUCAUGUAGCUCUCCAGAGAAAGAGAAACAAGAAGGCUCCUCUCUGAAUUGGCUAAGUGCUUUGAAGAAGAAGAAAAAGAAGGCGCCAAAGUGAAAUUUAAAGACGAAUUUACAACUAAUCAAGCUCCGCUCGCUUUAACCUUUGAUGUAAAGAUUACAUUUAGUUGUCUGUUAACGAAAGGCUGAGUUGAAUUGAGUUGGCCAUCGUGUGGAGUUGCCUAGACCGUUUUAAGUUUGUUACCUUUAAUGUUACAACUUAUACAUAAUAAAAAUUUACUUAACUGCCACAUUGACCACUCAGUUCAACUCGACUCCUGACCUGGGCCAAGUUGCAAUUUAAAACAUAAUAAAUGAGCAGCUUGAUAGAUGAACUGUUACAGAGUCACAUGCACGCUUUAUGGUUGUUCUCUUCUGUAAGUGACUAAUUUACCCCAUUGUUUUGGGUCAAAGGAGUCUACUGUAGUAGUCAUUAUAUGCAAGAUGAAACUUAAUUUUUCAGCUCUUCUAGAACCAAAUCUCAAUACUUCAAAUGCUUUAACUUGUCUUUUAAUGCAUUGUGUUGCACUUUGCCAAGUCAAUUAUUUUUUAUGUAAUUACAUAAAAUAAUUUUGGAAAAAUGUCUAUUAAUUUUAACUACUUGUUUACCUGUUACUUAGCUAUGUAAAAUCCAAAGGUCUGAGUAUACCGUCACCAACUGUUUUUAUUUGAUAAUUUCUUAUGUAAAAUAGCCAUUUAUAUGAUAAUCCCCUUAACACAUAAUUUGCAUAUAUAUUUUCAAAAUUGUUGUGAAGCUAUCUAUAUAUUUAAAAUGAUAACAUUGUAGCACA